Molecule: messenger RNA, 726 nt
Organism: Akanthomyces muscarius
Lineage: Eukaryota; Fungi; Ascomycota; Sordariomycetes; Hypocreales; Cordycipitaceae
Exons: 3
Coding region: 1-726 (241 amino acids)
Biological process (GO): NADH dehydrogenase complex assembly
Source: RefSeq, a predicted model, not a curated record
AUGCCAUCACAUCAAUCUGCCCAGCGCAGAGUAACUGUGCCUCUCGAUAUUCACUACCUCUAUGGAGGCAACCAGACAUGGGAUUCCGCACUCUGGACAACGUCCGAUGACCGCGUCCGUGGUGGUUCAAGCCAGUCGUAUCUCUCAGUCUCUGAUGCCGACAAGACCCACGCAAGCUUCAACGGCCAUCUUGAUACCUCUACACUCGGUGGCGCAGGUUUUGCCUCCCAGCAUAGCCGCGGCGAGCUGACGCUCGAUCUAUCCAGCUAUGAAGGCAUCCUUAUCAUCGUCGCGGGACAGCAUAAGCCUGAUGGCAAGCGCUAUGUUCUGACGCUCAAAGACGAGCUUCUGUCGCCGCGUAUGGACGGCAGGGAAACAAGCUCCAUCAGUUGGGAGGCUGAGUUUGCUGCAGAGCAGCCGGGCGAAAUCAAGCUGCCAUGGAAGGUGUUUAAGGCGACGUAUCGUGGCCGAGAUAAGCCGGAUGCUAAGCCGCUAGACCGUGGUAACAUCAAACGCUUGGGACUAAUGAUGAGGAGUUUUUUCGACGAGCAGGAUGGCGAUUUCGCACUCGAUCUGUCCGCUAUCGCUACGUACAAGGACGUUUCUACUCCAGGCCGACAUACGGAUACGAACGCUGAAGACGAUGGUAUUAAUCUCAAGGCUCAUCGAUCUACCAGACAAAAGAAAAAGGCACAGUGGAAAACCCUUCUAUGCGGGCUUAUAUAG